Molecule: messenger RNA, 15839 nt
Organism: Trichoplusia ni (cabbage looper)
Lineage: Eukaryota; Metazoa; Arthropoda; Insecta; Lepidoptera; Noctuidae
Gene: Vps13D
Product: vacuolar protein sorting-associated protein 13D
Exons: 66
Coding region: 334-12915 (4193 amino acids)
Biological process (GO): mitochondrion organization; protein retention in Golgi apparatus; protein targeting to vacuole
Cellular component (GO): extrinsic component of membrane
Source: RefSeq, a predicted model, not a curated record
GAAAUGUAUACUAGCAACAUUUAUAUUUUCGCCGAUCUAAUUGGUACCUAUCAUAUAAAUUGUUAUCUACCGAUAUUUCUUAGAUCAAAGUGGUCAAAAGGAAACAAACGAUCGAACAAAAUAAGCUAAAUGUGUCAGUGAAUUGCGCAAUAAGCUCCAAAACUGCCGGACAAAGUUCGAAUUCUAUUUUUUGUGAUAUAAUAUCACCGAUAAAGACGUCAACAACAACAGAGGUGUUAGGUCAAUGACAAGCAUUGCUGUGUGUUUGUAGACGAAGGAGUACUGUGAGAACGUGUUAAAUCGUGGAAGAAACAGCAGAGAGCACGAUGCAUGAUGUUGGAGGGUCUGGUGGCAUGGGUUCUGAACAACUAUCUGGGGAAGUACGUGGAGAACCUGAACACGGAUCAGCUGAGCGUAGCUCUCCUGUCAGGGAAAGUGGAGCUAGAGAAUCUCCCCCUGAAGAAAGACGCUCUCCGUCACCUGGGCCUUCCAGUCGAGGUCAAGGCGGGCUUCAUCGGGAAAGUCCAACUCCAAGUACCAGUGCGGCAGAUCAGGUCGGCGCCGUGGCUCAUCGCCAUCGAGAAGCUAUAUUUAGUUUCCGCACCGGUCAAUUUGGAUGAGUGGGACUGUUCCGUAGAAGCGUCGAUAGCGCACGAGCGCAAGACGGCGCUUCUAGACGCCCUAGAGGCGCAAUGGCGGGCGGAGCACGAGGCAACCGACGCGGGGUACUACGCCACAUCGUAUUCGUCAUGGCUCAGUUACGGCACUGGGUUACUCGCCAACAUAGUGGAGAACCUACAGCUGAAGCUCAACGACGUCCACAUACGUUACGAAGACGCGGUGACGUGCGACCGGCCCUUCGCGUGCGGCCUCACAGUGGAGUCCCUGUGCGCGGAGUCGUGCGACAGCGAGUGGCGGCGCGGCUUCACACUGCUCAGCGACCCCGAGGGGUGCUCCUUCAAGCUGCUCGAACUACACAACCUAGCCAUCUACUGGGACCCCAUGCCCGUGCCCAACGGAAUGUUCGCCGACUGCACGAUAACGGAGCUGACGACGCGCAUGAGCGAGACGUGGUGCGCCUGGCACCGCUACCUGCUGCGGCCGGCGUCAGCGCGCGCGCGCGUGCGCCGCGAGCGCACCGAGCAGCCGCUACGUUCGCGCGCUCGACCACGCCUGGCCGCACACCUCACACUCGACACCGUCACGCUCAAUCUUACUUCUCGCCAAUACAACGAGGUAGUGGGCUGCGCGGCCGGGCUCGAGCGUCUCGCCCGCGUGCGCGAGUUCCGCGCGCGUCGACCAGCCGCUCCGGUGAAAGGCCACGCACGCGAGUGGUGGCUAUACGCGCUUUCUUGCCACGUGCCAGACCACCCGUGGACCGAGCCGAAGCCGACGUGGACGUCGUGCCUGGACCGAGCUCGGCAGAUGCGCCAGUACGUGGACAGCUGCCUGGUGACUCUGAGCAAUCCGGCAGCCACUCUACCCGCUGACCGGAAAGCUGCUAAGGAUGAGUUCGAGUGGCGGAUGCCUUUGCAUCUGCUUAAAGCGUUGAGAGAGAUUGCAAUGCGCAAAGUUCCAAAAUCUACACCAGUAUCAACUCCAGAUAAACCAGGUAGCUCUGGGCGCAGCAUGCUCGUACAUUGGUUCCCGCAGUGGUGGGGCUGGUACGGUGCUAGUUCACAAGACUCCACCGCGACCACGCCCUCACCCGCGCCCACGCCCGCCCCUACCACGCCCCACUCUCCGGCUGACUUAGAAGAAGAGAUCCUAGACGUGAUCGCAGACUCUUUGGAUAACAAUACAAUGUUGAAGCGGGAUACAGUAUUCGGGAAGUUUGAAUUCAUAUUAAAUAAGGGUUCAUUGAAUUUGUGUAUGGAUAGCGAAGCGGAGAGUAAUAACGAGGCGAGGGCUGCGGGCGGGGCGGGCGGGGCGGGCGGGGAGGGCGCGGCGGGCGAGGCGCGCGGCGCGGAGCUGGCGUUCUCGUGCGUGCGCGUGGGCAUCGAGUCGCGGCCGCGCGCCGCCUCGCACGCGCUGCACGUGUCGCUGGGCUCCGUGUGUCUGCGCGAGCGCAUCACGCCCAACACGCUGUUCCCCAUACUCAUUGCGCCGCAGGGUGUAAUCCGCGAAGGCCUGAGUGCACUGAGCGCGUCGGGCGCCGCGAUGUCGUGGUGUCGCUCGCACUCGCAGGGCGGCACUCAUACUGCGCAUGCGCAACACGAACCGCUCUUCCAGCUUACAUACGAAAAGAAACCUUUCGGCAUGAAUUGUGAUUACAAGCUGUGGGUGAAGUCCGCGUCGCUGGAGGUGGUGUACAACGCGGAGGUGGUCCGCUGGGCCCAGCAGUGGGUGUGCGCGCCCUGGUCGCACGCCUACGCGACCAUGCGCGACCAGACGCGCGCGCGCCUCAUCACGCAGUGGGAGCACAUCGUGCACGCGCACACGCACCCGGGUGAGCGUCGUACGUGGCAAGUGGAGCUGGACAUCUCGGCCCCUCAGAUCCUGUUCGUGGAGCAGCUAUGCUCGCGCGACUCCGCCGUGCUCGUGGUGGACUUCGGUCGGCUGCGACUCGCCAACGCGAACCUCGCCGAGUGCGUCGUGCAUACGCCAUCUGCUGAAGAUGAAGAAAUGUUCAUGACCCCGUGCUCGACGCCGCCGGGCAGCCUGCUGUCGCCGGGCUCCCCGCCGGGGUCGCCGCCGGGGCCGCGCGCGCCCGGCCCGCCGCCCGGCCUGGACGCCACCAACCUGCACAACCGCCUCUACGACAGAUACAAGAUAGAGCUCAGCGACCUGCAGAUCCUCGUGGGCCGAGCUCGCGACAACUGGAAGUACGCGCACACCAAGAGCACGUCCUCGCUGCACCUGCUGGAUAGGUUCAGCAUUCUUCUUCAGGCGGAGCGGCGCGUGGUCCACACGUCGGACCCGCAGUACCCGUCGGCCACGCUGUGCGGCUCGCUGCCGGCGCUGGUGGUGCACCUGAGCGAGCAGAAGCUGUUCGCCGUGCGCGCCGUGCUGGCCAACGCCGCGCCGCGCAGCGCGCACAACGGUCAGUCGCAGAGCCCCAUGUACUCGGCGGCGGACGACGCGGAGGAGAACAGCGUCAGCUCAGAGACGGAGCGGUCCGAGUUCUCUCAACACCAUAACUCUACGCUCUUCAUGCUACAAUUUGCUAUUGAACAGAUGUCGCUAGAGGUGCAGUCGAUGGGUCGCAGCAUCGCGGAGGUGCAGGUGUGCGGCGUGAAGGCGGCGGCCACCGGGCGCCCGCGCGAGCUGUCGCUGUCGCUGUCCGUGCACUCGCUGCUGCUGGUGGACGCGCUGCAGACCUACGGCCCGGACUUCGAGCUGCUCGUGGCCAGCCACAAGCACGUCGGCAUGGACACUGCGUCGGGCAGCAUCCGCGGCUCGGAGCCGACGUCGCCCACGUCGCCCACGUCGCCGGCGGGCGCGGGCUCGCCGGACGCGCGCGCGGCGCCCGCGCUGGCGCACCCGCACGCGCUGCACCAGGCGCUCAACUCGCUGCACUACUGCAACAACAAUCCUUCGGAAGCAGACCGUAUGAGUCCGGCCCCCAGCUGGGUGUCGGGCACGGGGUUCAACUGGAACGGCAGCGGCAUGUUCGGCGCGGGCUGGGGCUCGGACUGGGGCGCGGAGUGGGGCGCGGGCUGGGGCGCGGGGCUGGGCGCCGCGCCCCACGCCUACACCGCCUGGGGCGCCGCCGGGCUCGUCGACUCCGAGGCGCUCAUCGCCGUCGAGCUGUGCCUCGUCAAGGGGGAGGGAGACUCCGAAGAUCUUAGGAUCGCUAACAUACUGUUCAAUAAUCUUGAUAUCAUUGCAAACCAAGAGACUAUUGUGGAACUGAUCGGGUUCACUCAACGUGUUAUGGGUCCAAAAACAGCAACUAAGAAACCACCCAGUGAUGUAGACUUGACUGAACAAGCUACCGCCUCUACUUACUCAUAUCCUCUUCCUGAAGACGAACCAAAGAAGGAAGUACGUACAGAGAUAACGUUCGACUUCCACCGUCUCGGCGUGCUACUGCUGCGCGCCGCCGUGCACGAGGGCACCGUGGUCGCGCGCAAGAUAGCCACCGCCACCAUCAGCGAGGCCAAGAUACAGGCCACCGUCGACUCGUGCGUGGUGGAGGUGCGCGGGUCGCUGGGCGGCGUGCAGGUGGGGUCGCUGUGCGAGGGCGGCGGCCUGCACGCGCGCGUGCUGCGGGCCGGCCGCGCCGCCGCGCCGCCCGAGCCCGCGCCCGCGCACGACGACGACAAGGCGCUGCUGUUCUCCAUCCACCGGCGCCUGGACGCGCACGAGGCCGACGCGCCCGUCGUGCAGGCGGCCGUGAGCCUGCACGUGGCCAGCGUCUGGUACACGCACUCGGGCCCGCUGCUGCGCGAGCUGCGCUCCUGCCUCACCGAGUUCAAGCAGUACCUCGCCAACCUGGCGCGCUCCAUCCGCGCCGCCGCCGCCGACAUGGCCAUCGGACUCGUGCAUCCAAGAGGUGAAUCGUUAUACGCAAACCCGAAAUUAUCACAAUCAAUGGAAGGAGUAUCUCCACGGCGUCGAACCGUCAGUAUGGGAGCCUCGCUGGACGAGCCCCCAUCUCUAAAGUCCGACAACAUCGUGCUCAGCGUGAACAUAGAGUUGGAGUCCCCGGUGGUGGUGGUCCCUCGCCACGCGCACAGCACGCAGGUGUUCGUGGCGCACCUGGGCCGCAUGAGCCUCGCCAACCGCCCCGGCCCGCCGCAUCACACGCUCUACAAAGUGCGCGUCAGGGACAUCUCACUCGCUUCCGUGGAUGUAGCUGAAAAAUUAAAACUACACCAACUCACCGCGGAAAACAUGCAGGACAUCUACGAUGUUUCUGCUGGUAAACCGGUGCUCCACAACACUGCGCUACAAUUCACUGUUAACUACUGUGACACUGAGGCCGAUACUGAAGCCGACUACCAGUGCGAGGUGCGCGGCAAGAUAGUGGGCGGGCUGCACGUGUCUGCGCGGCGCGAGCAGUACGAGCAGCUGCUGGAGACGCUGCGCUGGAUCUCCAGCGACGCGCCCGCCGAGCACGCGCAGCACGCCGCGCAGCCGCCCGCGCAGCACGCGCAGGGCGGCGGCGGCUCGCUGCUGGAGGGCGCGGUGCCCACGCUGCGGCUGGACCCGGCCGUGCGCGCCGCCGUGCUGGCCGUGGCGCCGCCCGCGCGCGCGCCGCGCACGCAGCACGCGCACGCGCUCACCGUGAACUUCGAGCUACCCACAUUUAGUGUGGAAUUGCGCGCAGAUCUAGGAGAGGGAGAGCGCAGCCUCGUCGAACUGUCUUUCAGAGAGUUUAAACUUCACUAUGAAAAGACCCGACCUUACGAAAACAUGCUACAGGUGUCGCUCCAUUCCAUAACUAUGGAGGACCUCACGAAGGAGCCGGAGUCGAAGCACCGCAUGCUGAUGGUGUCGCACACGCCGCAGAUGCCGCCCAAGGCCGUGUUCGUGUCCAAGUCCUGCCCCGACUUCGUCACGGAGUAUGCCGACGACAUGUCUAGCGUCAGCUCCUUGCAGUACAUGAAGUGUUGCUCCUGCUCGCUGCCGAGCCAACUCAAUGUGGCUGCAAAAGAGAGCAAGGAGCGUCGCAGCAAGCGCGACAGCAAGUGCGGCGUGACCCCGCCCUGCUCGCCCGAGGUGGGGCGGGAGGCGGAGCCCGCGGCCGCGCCCGCCGGGCCCGACGACAACCUGGUGUGGCUGUCCGUGCACACGCGCGACCCGCAGCACCCGCACUUCCACGACACCUACGAGGGGAUAUCAAAGCUGACGAAGAUAGACUUCAACUGCUUGAACCUGGUAGUGAGUAUCGACAGCUGGGUGGCGGUGCUCGAUUUCUUUGGGAUCGCCGGUGAUGAUGUUCCGGAUAGUGACCACGGGCCGGAGCCGCAACAGACUGCGGCGGCGGCGGCGCGCUCGGCAGGCGGCGUGACGCAGACGGAGCUGCGCGUGCGCUCGCUGUCGCUGCUGGUGGUGGCGGGGCGCGGCGAGGCGUGUCGCGCGCUGGUGUCGCGCGCGCGCACCGUGGCGCGGGCCGACGCGCGCGCGCACACGCGCCACAUCGAGGGCCGCCUCGGCGCCAUCGCGCUCACCGACCUCACGCCGCACUCCGCGCUCUGGCGGGACCGCUUCCGCACGCACGCCGACCACGCGCUCGUCUUCACCUACCAGAGGUUAAGCAGUGCAGAAGCAGCAUCGGCCGGCCAUGAGACCAGUUUGAGUAUUGAGAUGGGUCCAGUUACAUACGUGCACACGAAGCGGUUCGUUCAGGAGUUGCAAGCAUUUGCCAGAGACUUCAGCCUUCUACGGCGAGUUAUCAUGCAAGCUAGGUUGAAGGUGUCAGUAGUAGCGGGCGUAACUGGUGAAGGCACCCGCGCGUCCCGCAUGAAGCUGCGCCUGCGCUGCACGGCGCCGGUCAUCGUGCUGCCCGUGUCGGGCCGCGCGCGCAACGCUCUCGCUGCCCAUCUAGAUCACCUGACUGUUGAUAAUACCUUCAAGUAUGCUGGCGAUGAAGGCACCGUCAGCACUAUGACUGAUCCUAAUUGUCCGAGCCGCGAGCUGCUGGACGUGCGCGUGGUGACGCUGUCGGGCGUGGCGCUGUGGUGCGCGCGCGGCGGGCGCGGGCUGCGCGUGCGCCGCCUGGGCGCGCCGCUGCUGCACGCGCCCGCCUCGCUGCUGCUGCACAUCGAGCACAACAUGGACCACACGCACAACGUUCCGGACAUGACGAUCCAGGGCUCGCUGACGACGCUGCAGUGCGCGCUGGACCCGUCGCAGUACCGGCUGGUGCGCGGCGUGCUGGCACACAACCUGGCCGAGUGCGUGGACGACCUGCUGCCCAGGGACCUGCCGCCCAUGUACCCCCACCACCAGCACCAACCAGUGUGGACCACAAGUUCCCUGAAGCUGGACCUGCACGACGUGACGGUGAAGCUGGAGCCGGAGCACGGCGUCUCGUCGUUCGCGUGCAUCAACUUCAUCAAGUCCCGGCUCGUGGUGGAGACCUACUCCGACCUCAGCCAGGAUAUCGAUCUCGUAUCACAGGAGAUCCUAGUGAGUGACACUCGAUUUGCUAAGGAGCCCGCAAACCGCCGCGGUAACGUGUUCAGCCACAUCGUGCAGCCCAUGCCCGAACAGCGACAUAGCGUGCAAGCUGAAGUGCAUGCCAGGAAGCGUCGUGACUCGUCCGCCUACACGAUCCUAGUGAACAACAUGCGCCUGAUGGCGGUGCUGGACUGGUGGGAGUGCGCCAACCAGUUCAUCAUGCAGCCGCCGCCACCUCCCGCAGACCCGGACCAGGCGCACCUUGAGGAGCAGCUAUGCGCCGCCCGCAGUGCAGCCAGCCCGCUGCCGAUAUACUCGCAGGAAGAGCCGCAGAUGGAGCUCAAGCUGAACAUCACUGACUCUCAGUUGGUGUUAGUCGAGGACCCCUCUGUGUGGGACACCAAUGCCGUUAUACUCAGGAGUACGACGGUGAUAACGUACCGCUGCGCAGACGCACAGAAGCCGGUGUCGUGCGAGCUGAACGAGCUGGAGGUGUUCUCGUGCGUGCUCGGGCUGGAGGAGGAGACCGCGCUGUCCAUCGUGGAGCCCGCCGCCGUGCAUGUGGCCAUCGACGCCGACAGGGUGCUACAUGUGGCGAUGAGUACGCUCAACUUACGACUUUCGUAUCAUGACAUGAGAAUGUUUGCGUCGAUGCUGCAGUCCUUACCGGUGCAGGCGAGAGCGGCGCUAUCAGGAAAAUCUUUGGUAUCUGAUGCGGAAGAGGACGCGCCGGCGAACAGCGUGCACAUGCGCGCGGACACCAGCAGCAGCAGCAACAGCACCGCGGCGGGCGGCGGCGGCGGCUGGAUGUACCGGCCGCGCUGGCUGCGCACCCAGCCGCCGCAGCCGCCGCCGCAGCCCAAGCCCAACACCAACAUCUUCCCGCUCAAGGCCGUGCAGGUGGCGGCGGACUGCAUCACACUGUGCGUCAUCGACGACUGCUUGGACUCUGAUGUGCCCCUACUAGAGGUCUCCCUCACUGAGUUACAAGUUGAACAGGAUCUGCGGAAGGUGGAGGACUCGUUCGAGGACCCGAUGCUGGUGUCGACCCCGGCGGGCGCCAGCUCGGGCGCGGCGGCGGCGGGCGCGGGCGGCGGCCGCCUGGCGGCGCUGCUUACCAUCGACUAUUACAACCGCACGCUGUCCGGCUGGGAGCCCGUCGUGGAACCGUGGAGGUUUGAAACAUCUUGGGAGUACACACUGACGAGUGAGCUGUCUCUGGGACGAGUCCAGAUGGAGAUCUCUUCCACGGAGGUACUGAACACCAACGUGACGUCAUCUCUCAUUGAGCUGUGGCAGCUGGUGCGUGCCAACUGGACGGCAGAUUACUACGCACCACAGUCAUCCGGCACACAGGAGCAGUCCCCGAAGGGCAGCCCGGCGGGCCACCGGCGCCGCUCGCCCUUCGUGCCCUACGCGCUGCGCAACCACACCGGACACCGCCUGUGGUUCACCACUCUCGUCACCACGUCCGACGCGCUGUGCGAGCAGGUGUCGUGGUCGGGCCCGGACGACUCGUGGCAGAUGGUGCGCGCGGGCGACACGGAGCCGUUCUCGUUCGGGGCGCGGCGGGGGCGGCGCCGCGGCCGCGCGCCCGCGCCGCCCGCCCACAGCGCCGCCCUCAACCAGCUGGCGCUGCGCCUGGACGGCUGGGAGCCGCCCGACCCCGUCUGCGUCGACCGCGUCGGCGUCUUCUUCCGGAACCUCACGCAUACCAAGUCGGGAACGGAAGCCCGCAUCGUGUUCGAGGUGUCUCUAGAAGGUUCAGCUCGCAAACUAGUGACGGUGCGCUCGGCUCUACAGCUCGUCAACAAACUGCCGCACUCUGUGGAAGUCAGAGUAGACCACGCGCCUUCUGCUGGUCACUGGAGCAGCGGCAUGGGCGGCGGCGGCGCGAGCGGCGGCGUGCGGUCGGCGCAGGUGGCGGCGGGCGCCACGUGGGCGGCCCCGCUGAGCGCCGCGCCCGCCGCGCUGUGGACGCGGCCGCUGCAGCGCGCGCCGGCGCCCGCGCAGCCCGCGCCCGCGCCCGCGCCCAUCGACUGGCGCGCCGCGCCCGGCCCGCGCGCGCUGCUGCACUACGAGUGCCGCGCGCCGCCGGACCACAUCUACAGAUUCUGCUGCGUAAUAAUCAGAGAGCGAUUCCCACCGGACCGAGGCACGCCCAUAGCUGGGCAUACUCUAACCCUAGUCCCCGCCCUUAGACUUGAGAACUUACUCCCUCUGGAGUUACAAUACCGAGCCACGCCCGCCGCGCCCGCCACUGGAGUGAUCAGUGCUUCAGGGAAUGUACCGCCCGGGGAUACCAUGCCUUUCCACGAGGUAAACGUCGAAGAAGGAGUAGAAUUGAGCGUGAAACUGGAAGGCUUCGGGUGGUCGACCGCCCUGAGCGUGUGCGGCUCUGGGGGAGCGAGCAGCAGCAGUGCAGCUGUCGGGAGCAGCGGCAAUGGAUCAUUCAGCGCCAGGUUGAAGCUCAGAGAUACACUGGGUCGGAGGCUCUACCUCAACGCCAGGGUCACCAUUAAAAAAACUGACGGGAUUAAGGUGUCGAUAUCGGCGGCAUACUGGCUGGUGAACCGCACGGGGCUGCCGCUGGUGUUCCGCGCGGAGGGCGGCGCCAGCGAGGCGGCGGGGCAGUUCGACGAGCACGAGCUGGCGCGCAUGGUGCAGCCGCUGCUGUUCUCCUUCGCCGAGGCCGACGGCGGGCCCACGCUGGCCGCGCGCCUGGGCCGCAGCCUGCCCGGCAACCCGGAGUGGUGUUCUCCAUUCGGCUUGGGCGUGGGCGUCAGCGUUAAGAAAUUGGAAGUUCGUGGCGAAGGCGAAGCGGGCGCGUGCGAGCGCGUGUACGCUGUGGGCGUGCGCGUGCGCGUCGGCCGCGGCCGCUACCGUCACACCAACAUCGUCACGUUCACUCCGCGCUACCAGCUCCACAAUAAUACCUCACACCAUUUGCAGUUUGCGCAAAAGUGUUGCGCGACUACUCUGAAUGAUCCGGGCGCUGUGGCCUGGCACGUGUCAGCUGUGUCAGGCUGCUACCUGCCGUGGCACUGGGCGCGCUGGGAGCGCGAGCAGCUGCUGUGUGUGCGCGUGCUGGCGCCCGGGCCCGCCAACAGUGCCCAGCCAACACCGCUUACGCUGUGGUCGGGCGGGUUCCGAGUCGAUUCUACGCGCACUCUGCACAUCGCUUGCAGGGAGCCAGGCGGCGGAUACCAGUUCGUCCGCGUGGAGGUGGUGUGUCAGGGCGCCACUAUGUUCGUGGUGCUGACGGACGCGGAGUGCGCGCCGCCGCCGCUGCGCAUCGACAACUACUCGCCCGUGUCCAUCAUGUUCCAUCAGGUGGGGUGCGGCGAGGAGUGCGUGGUGGGCGCGCACGGGCGCGCGCGCUGGGCGCUGCCGGAGCCCGAGGGCGCGGCGGCGCUGGCGCUGCGCGCGCCCGGCGGCCCGCGCCAGGCGCUGCCGCUGCACACGCUGCCCGCGCACCACACGCUGCUCUACCAGAACUUCAUCUACGUCGCCUUCACGCACACGCAGGCGCACGCCAGCAGGGACACCAGUGCGAAUACAGCGACGUCCAGUCCUGAUGACAACGUCCUAGUGCUCGAGGUACCACUCGGGACGACGCGCGUCGUACUCGCUAGGAAGCGGUAUGGAGACAGAUCUCAGCUCUGGCGUCGGGGUCCUAAUGACCAGUUGAUCCACGAAGGCAGCUCACCGCCGCAACCCACCGAUGUGUUACUCUCUGAUGACGCGCCACUUUCCCCACACGCUAUGGUGCUGGACAUCGAGGACGCGGCGCCGCGGCCGGGGCGCGCGUCGGCGCUGGUGCUGCGGCGGGCGGACCCGCGCCGCGCCAGCACGCAGGCCUGGCGCGUGCUGCCGCCCGGCCGCAUGGCCUGCGCGCACGCCAACCUGUGCGUGCAGCCCGACGGCCUGUCGCUCAUGGCGCUGACGCCGGGCGCGCGCGUCGUGCUGGGGCUGCCGCGCGCGCGCGCAGCCCUGGCGCCCGAGCAGGCCGUGGCCUGGCACACGCUGCGCCCAGGCUCUGGCCGCCUCGACGUCACGCUCUGCGCCGACGGGCCUACGCGCGUCGUGCGCAUCCACGACCACAAGGACCCCGAGUCGGGUUGGAUCGAGGGCUUGGAGGAGGAGGAGGCGGGGCCGGAGGCGGGCGCGCGGCGGCGCGAGUGGGGCGUGCGCGUGGCGCUGGCGGGGCUGUCGGUGUCGCUGGUGUCGCGCGCGCCGCCCGCCGAGCUGGUGCACGCGCUGCUGGACUCCGUGCUGCUGGACCUGGCGCUCAAGCCCGACCACCUCGCGCUCGCGCUCUGCGUCACGCACAUGCAGUGGGACAACCAGUUGCUGGGUACUCCGAGUCCAGUGUUGUUGUACUGCUUGCCGGACCGCAGCGGUACCAACAGCGGCGGCACUCCGCUGCCGGCACUACACGCAGCGCUUGAACUACAGAAAGCUCCAGCCAAACGGUACAACGCGUAUUUCUUCAAGCAUCUCGUAGUCGCGCUACGCCCGCUCGCCAUUCGAUUGGAAGAAAGGUUGAUCCUGCAGCUGUGGGCGUGGGCGUGGCGCGGCGAGGAGGAGAGCGCGCGCGAGCAGCCGGACGAGGCGGACUACGAGACCCGCCGCAUGCUCAGCGAGCUCACCGCGCUGCACUCCACGCGAUACUACUUCGCGCUCAUCAAGAUCAUACCCAGCCAGAUCCGGCUGUCGAUGUGUACGGCGAACAAGUUGGAGGGCUCUCUGAGCGCGCUGAAGCGUCGCUUGGGGCUAACCUUUAUCAAGUUCGAGGACGCCACGGUGGAGCUCGAACCGUUCGUACGAGCGCACGUGUUCGACACCGCCUCCUACCUCGGCAGGCAGAUGCUCGCACACUUCAAAGAUGAAUUGAAAUGGCAAGCUGCGAAGAUUCUAGGGUCUGUUGACUUCCUGGGAAACCCGCUGGGCUUCGUGGCCGACGUGUCGGAGGGAGUCUCGGGUCUGCUGCUGGAAGGAAACGUGGGCGCACUACUCAAAAACGUCACGCACGGGAUCUCUAAUUCGGCUGCUAAGGUCACAGAGUCGCUGGGCGACGGGCUGGAGCGCGUGGUGGGGGACGAGGCGCACGAGGAGACCCGGCGCCGCAUCCGCUCCGCCGCGCCCGGCGCGCACCUGGCCGCCGGCCUGCGCGGCCUCGGCCUCGGGAUACUCGGCGGCAUGACGUCACUGGUCAAGCACAGCUACGAGGGCGCCACGCAGGAGGGGCUGGGUGGGUUCCUGACGGGCGUCGGCAAGGGACUCGUAGGCACCGUCACUAAGCCCGUCAUCGGAGUGCUAGAUCUGGCUGCAGAGACUGCCUCCGCCCUCAGAGAUACUAGCCGACGAUCGGACAAGUGGGUGCCGGGACGGGUGCGCGGGCCGCGCUGCGUGGCGGGCUGCGGCGGGCUGCUGCCGCGCUACUGCGAGGCGCAGGCGGCGGGCGCGGCGCUGCUGUACGCGCUCAACCACACGGACUACUCGGAGCACUUCCUGGCCUACCGCACGGUGCGCGACACGCCGCACGACAUCCGCGCGCUGCUGUCGGACUCGUACCUGCGCAUCAUCACGUGCAAGCACGCGGCGCCGCAGGUGGUCAUGGAGACGCACCUCAGCAACCUGGUGUCGUGCCUGGCCGUGGGCGCGGCGGGCGCGCACUUCGUGGAGCUGGGCGUGCGCGGCGGCGGCGGCGAGGCCGUGCGGCGCCCGCGCGUGCAGUGCGACAGCGCCGAGCUGGCGGCCUGGCUGGCGCGACACGCCGCCGUCGCCAGGCAGCUCUACCACGAGCACGUGCACACGCUGCUGCCGCACCCGGACCUCUAGCGCCGAGCGGGCGGCUCUAGCGUGGGUUGCUUCGACCACUAGGUACAUGAUUUAUAUACGUAUAAGAGCGAAUGUGCUGACGUUUCAAUUCUUAAUAUUAUAUGGAAAUAAAUUGUUCGGGUUAAAAUAUAAAUGUCAUCACGGAAAAUUUUUAUUACGUAGUAAAUGAUCGUGAUGCCAUCUCAUAAUUAAUUUUCAACUUUUAGAUUUGACUAUAUAAAAUAUUACAGAAUAAUGUAUAAGUAUAGGAAUUUUUGAAUUCCCUCUAUUGGAAAUCAACUCAAAUAUGAAAUGAACGACGGGUUAAAUUACCGAUUACUUUAGAUAUAAUAAUCGUAUUUCACUAUUGUACUACCACUACUGUGGUACUGUAACACCCACGAUACGAGCUUACUACAGGCGACGAUACUAUAUGAAUCGUAAACUAGUUUUAUAAAUAUUAUACGUACAUGCGCAAAUAUAUCACUGUGUGUGCAGCUAUUAGUUAAGAGAAAGAUGAAAGUUCUAAAUAUCCAACAUUCUACUUGGAUCGACACCUUCCAAAACUUGUUAGACUGACGUCCUUCUGAACUAUUAAUAAUGAUAUUAUUAUGAAAAUAUCACUAAGUAUUUCUAAGUAUUACUGAAAAGACAUGGAAAGCUCAGUCAUUUUUAUUUAAUUAGUUACUCUUCUUAUCUCUCAAUCUCCUUAUGAUAUACAUACAUCCAAAUACAUUUGGGACGGGUAUGAUGUCAGCGACGCUGUCGUUGUAAUUAUAUAAGACACUAGAGCCUAACUGUUGUGUGACUGUGGUAACCAGUAACUGAAAUUGUAAGUUCUAAGUUAAGGUUAGUUGUCCUAAAUAAAUUACUAUUAUUGACUAAAAUCAACUGGAGAACAUGACACGUCACUCGUCUGACUGACGCCUGUUUUUAGACAUCUUGGCACAACCUAGUCACGCUACCUGAUCAGUAUGUUCAUUACCUGAUGCAGAGUGAUUGUCACUGUUCAAUAUGUUGCUACUAUAUCGUGUAUGAAUAUAUCAAUUUUCGUAAAAUGUAAACAUAAUUUUGUCUUGUGCCCACACUGCGUUGUGUCUGUCUAACUUAGGAUAUUCAUCGAUAUUAAAUAAUUAACUUUAAGUCAUUUAUGAUAUCAUCACAAGUCACUGCUUUUUCCCUACGAUUUUAAACAUUGUAUUGUAUUUAAUCCUAUUAAUAGUCAUAUUCAUCAAAAUCUUUUUCAUACCAUUAUACUAUAUCAGCCUAGACUUUGUCACGAACUGAGUGAGCUAUUGAAUAAACUAUAACUACGUUUGUAAUAUAAAUAAUCGCUGUUGUGAAGUGUCUGUCUUUAUAUUAUGUAUAACCGCACGAAGACAUGCACUCGUGUCAAAAUAUGUACUUUCUUGUGAUAUGUACGAGUAUGUAUGGGUAUUUGGGUAACUUUGUUUGGUAGUUAUUACGCGAGAGCUCCUUAAUGCCUUCUAGACUGUGACGUUCGGGAUCACUGGGAUCUUGACUAAAAUGAUGACAAUCGUGUGCUCUAUCAAAUAGGGUUAUGUGCUUCGCUGAACGCAUUAAGGACACUCUAAUUAUUUAAUGUAAGUCAAGAUUAAUAUAUUUUCGGUACGAAUGAAGAGAAGCCGCGGAAUCGGAAACGAUCAAAAUUAUUUUAGACUGUGAUAUAGUAGUCGGCAUACAGACCUUGUUGCAGGAACUGGCAACAUUGUCCACAUUGAUACAUUCCGUUGCGGGUUAAAUGAUGUGCUUAUUCCCUGAGUUUGCAGUGUGACACCCUUAUUAUGAAGUUUCGUAACGUAACGGCUGAGACCGCGUGUCAUAUUAUAUUAUUGUUGUCAGUUGCCUAAAUUGGUCAAGUGUCGAAGGUGACUAAAGAUGAUUAUUUUAUGUUUUGGUAAAUUAUGUUUUAUAACAUAUAUGAGUAUUACAUAAUAAUGUAAAAAUAAUUGUAUUUUUGGAUCGAUAAUGUAAAGUUACGCGAAGUCAAAUUUCUUAAAAGUUAUUUAGACGGAGUAAAUGCCGCAAGUACGUUAGUGGCCAAAUCGGUGGCCGACAAGUGUUGACUGAUUGCCAGUACAUUACUUGUUAGCUUGAUAUGACAAAAGAGAGACUUAAAUAGAAAGACAUAGAAGUAAAUCGUGAACAAAUAAUUGUCUGACGGUAGGAUGAUUCGAAGUUGAACGCUACUGUUAUUUCAUUUUAGUUACUUAAUGCGAAUUGGCUUGAAUCGAGAUGGCGGUUGUUUAUUGUGUUUGUUUGUGUUGUGGCUCAGUGACUGUUGCAUAGACAGCUACAAAUAUAGUUUAAAUAAUUAUGUAGAAGCUUAAAUAAGUUAUUUAUUUAAAACAAAGCUGGACUUUCUACUAGUUUUGUGGCCGUUUGACCAUGUUUGUGAUUGCUUGUGAAUUAUUUUAUAGGCUGACUUGUUUUGUUGACGUUACAUCAAAAAGCGUAGGUAUUUAUUUAUAAAUGAAGGCGCGCAAUUUUUACGUAGUUUCCUGGAUAACUCCAUAACCAAUAUUAAACUUAAACGGAUUUUUUGUUUUGUUUCUAUAUUUCUGCAUCAAAUUUGAUAUACACUUUAAGCUUGUUACACAAACAAUGUUCUCACGGCGCUCAUGUUGAUUACUAGAAAUCAGCUUUAAAUAGAAUACUUUAAUGAGUUUGUAGGUCUUCCUUUAUGUUAUAAAAUUUAACGAAGAUGUGACGUCACGCUUAAUUUUAGUUAGCUUAAUUAGAUAUUAACCCAACAUUACCAAAGUACGGCUUAAACAUUAAGGAAAAGGUCUGUUUGUAUUAAUUUAUUUAUUUAUUACAAGUCGGACAGUGAUAAAGGUAACAUAUAGACGAUUAUUUAUUUUAUUACCAACUGUUGUGGUUUUUAGUUUAAUGCAUAUGACUAAUAAAUGUCUUCAAAUUUA